Messenger RNA from Suillus subaureus, 1111 nucleotides. RefSeq lists its product as uncharacterized. The coding region runs from base 141 to 728 and encodes 195 amino acids. The transcript has a single exon. The record is from RefSeq and is a predicted model, not a curated record. NCBI's taxonomy places the organism in Eukaryota, Fungi, Basidiomycota, Agaricomycetes, Boletales, Suillaceae.
GAUAAGCGUGUCCCAUCAUUAAUAUUGUUGUGAUUAGUUAUACUCGACGUGAUGCCUGCAAGAGGCAUUGGGACGACAGAUGUGGAAAGUUACCAGUUGACGGCGCUCAGCUGUCAUACUCGACCGCUUGCCGACGUUUUAUGAAUUCCGCUUCUGCUUCGCCUGUGGGAGUACCCACUGCGGCAUUCACGUUUAGGUUACCCACAACCGCUAUGCCAACGUCCGAUAGCUCACCACCGGAGACCAUGCUGACAGAGACCACCGAAGACGCCCCAACCCCUGAUUCUUGCGCAGCUAAUGAGAUACAGUAUCCUGCUUUGGUGGUCCCCAUGCUUCCCCCAUCCGAAAUACGAGAGAUUACACUCGCAGAGGUCCACGGAAACCUUGCCUUUUGGAGGUGGAUUAAUAACAUAGAGGACUUUGUGGAUCCUGUCCUUCCCAUCUCCGAACCUCCGUCCUCUCGGUUACCAGAGACCAUGCUCGCAGAGGCCGCCGAAGACCCAGAUGUCUGGAGCCUCGUUAAUGAGAUAGAGGACUUUGUGGAUCCCGAACUUCCUCUCUGCGUUUCUCCCGCAGACGCCGCCGAAGACCCUGAUUUUUGCAACUUGCCAAUCAGGACCCUGUUGAUAUGUUCUUGGCUAAACAAUUCUUACGCGAGCGCUCUACACCAACGAUCUCCCUCUGAAUUAGCGCCUCUCUCUUCUGCCCCCAUCGACCAUGAGAUGUAGAAUUCGUUUCAUAUUUCACUGCUUUACCAACUAUCUACCAUCCUUUUUGUGUUUUGCUCCUUACUAUCGCCUGCUCACGUAUAGCACCACAUAUUCUUUUCAUACCCUCAUCGACUAUGAGAUGUAGAGUUCAUUUCACAUCACACUGCUUUACCAACUAUCCACUAUCCUUUCUAUGUUUUACUUCUUGCUGCCGCCUAUUCACGUAUAGCACCACACAUUCUUUUCAUACCCUGAUCGACUAUGAGAUGCAGAGUUCAUUUCAUCUUACACCAACUAUCCACUAUCCUUUCUGUGUUUCGCUCCUUGCUAUCGCCUAUUCACGUAUAGCACCUCACAUUCUUUUCAUACUCUACGGCAUAGUGCCCUACCUCUCGUUCAUU